Molecule: messenger RNA, 5641 nt
Organism: Ylistrum balloti
Lineage: Eukaryota; Metazoa; Mollusca; Bivalvia; Pectinida; Pectinidae
Product: zinc finger Ran-binding domain-containing protein 2-like
Exons: 10
Coding region: 18-923 (301 amino acids)
Biological process (GO): RNA processing
Molecular function (GO): lipopolysaccharide binding; RNA binding
Source: RefSeq, a predicted model, not a curated record
CGGCAGAGGAUCGCACAAUGUCUGGAGGUAGUGCAAAUGCGAGGUUCAAACCUAACGAAGGAGACUGGAUUUGUCCCGAUGCAAAGUGUGGAAAUGUCAACUUUUCCAGAAGAAGUCAGUGUAAUCGGUGUGGCUCAGAAAGAAAGGAUGGCACUGUUUUCAAGAAGGGUGGUACGGAAAUAGGAAAGAAUUUAGCCGAGAAGAGUAAAGGCCUAUUUAGUGCCGAUGAUUGGCAAUGUAAAAGUUGCGGCAAUGUGAACUGGGCACGUAGAAUGACCUGCAAUGUAUGCAAUUCACCAAAGUAUGGAAAACAGGAGCAGAGAACAGGUUUUGGAGGCGGCUACAUGGAAAGAGAUGAAGUCGUUGAAUAUGUUAAAAGAGACGAAGACAGUGAAUUUGACGAUUUUGGUCGCAAAAAGAAAAAGUUCAGAAAAAGCAUAAGUUCUGAAGGAGUGACAACAAGUGAAAAUAUGGAACCCAAUGAGGAGGAAGAGGAGGAGGAUGAAGAAGGCGAUUUGUCAAACUACAAGAUUGACUCAGAGGAGGAAGAAGAUGGGGAAGAUGAUUUGAGCAAAUAUGACUUGGAUGGUAGUGAUGAAGAGGAUGACAGGCGAUCAAACUCAUCUUCUAGUUCAUCUUCAAGGUCAAGCUCAUCUUCCUCAAGAUCCUCCUCCUCCUCACGAUCAAGGUCAUCCUCAAGGAACCGAAGGAAGAGAAGCAAUAGGUCCAGGUCCAGAUCAGAGUCACCAAGAUCAAAGAGGUACAAAGGUCGAUCAAGGUCACCAAGGGACAGAAAGUCAGGAUCCCGGAGGUCGAGAUCAAGUUCCUCUGAAGACCAUCGACACAGUAACAAUAGAAGUCAUUCUAGAUAUUCCCCUCAGUCAGGCAGCUACAAGGAUGGAUACAAUCGGUCGAGAUACUAAAAGCUGGAGAUGACAUACAGAAUCAGGCGAAUGAUGGCGCAGAGGAUCUCUGAUAGUUUAUAUACCGUACCUGUGAAAGGACAACCUGAAAUGAUAGGAAGAUUAAGUUUGAUCCAGCCAAUGAAUUAGGCCUCAUUUUGAAAGGCUAAUGAAAGGAUUAUAAUCAAAAGCAAUAAUUGACAUAACCAGGAACUUAUUCCAUUUAACAAAAGGUUUUCAAUGUUCUCUGCAAGGUUUUUCUCCAAAGUAAGGUGUAAAUCAUGUCAGUACAGAGAAUUUGUUAUUUGUUAGUUUGGCAUCACUUGCAAGUUCAAUGGAAACUUUUGAGGUCCUCCACUUGUCUGUGCCGACAAAUCUGGUAAGUCAAGAGAAUAAAUCAGGUGAACAGUGGAAGCUUUUGAAUGAGUCCCUGUGUUUAGUUUAUCAUAGCAAGUCAGGACAGAUUGGACUCGAGAUACAUGAGAGAGAGAGAGGUUUUAUUGUCUAUUAGAGCUUUUUAAGUCGGGACACUGGUGUCAUGGCUUUGAACAAAUUUGGGUUAUAUAAAAGGAAGACAAUUCAGUCUCUUUUUCUAUAAAAAAAAAUAUAUAUAUAUGUGUGUGUAUAUAUAUAAAUGGAAAAUUCAGAGAAUAUGAUGUAUACAAUACAGUAUUAAGUUCCUUUGUCAGAAAAUAUUCUGUCCAAUAUAUUAAUGCAAAAAUCUUGUGAUUUCCUCAAAAAAAUAUGUUGUUACACCAACAUUAGACAUUGUAAGAUGCCUGCCUAAGAAGAACCAUGCCGGAUUUGCUGAUGGGUUCUGACAACUUUUAUUUAAAGUGGUUUUGUUGAAUGAUACAUACACAUAGAAAUAGUGUGAAGACUCUGUAAUCCAAACUCUGUAUGCUGUAAAUCACUUUCAUGUAGUAUUUAUUUUUGCCUCCAUUGGCGAGGAGAGCCAAAUGCUAAUUUCAAUCUCUAGCGAUUAUUUGUAUGAAUCUCUUGAUGACAUCCUUGUUUUUCUGCUGUUAACUUGCUUUUACUUCUGUUAGCAUUUGAUAUUAUCCCAAACAAAUCUGCUAGAUGUGUUACUUUUAAAAUUCAAGCAUUUUCAUUUUCAGAGUUCUUACACAACUACCACAGUAUUACUGAUUGUAAACUGUGCCACAAAAUGAUACCAUUCAAACAUACAGUUACAUGCCAGAAGUCAGAAAUCAAGCUUGUGAGUCACAUGUGUUGUUGUAAAUCCCUGAUGCUAUAAUUAAUCCGAUGAUAGUGGGCCAUUCAAAUACCCUGCAUCGUGGUCUGUGGUUCGUCCUUCCACCUGUCCGUAAACAGUUUUGUUAUCGCUAUUUCUAGAGAAGAACUGGAUGGAUCUUUCUCAAAUUGCUUAUGUAGGUUCCCCUUGGUUCCGAGUAAUGUCUGUUUGAUUUUGGGACUGAUCAAAUAAAACAGGUGGCCAUCUUGGAUUUUUCGUUAAUGAAGUUUUUAUCACUAUUUUUUGGAAAGUACUGUAAUGAUCUUUCUCAUAUUUCAUGUGUCGGUUCCCCUUGGUCCUUAGUUGUGCUCGUCUAAUUUUGGACAGAUCAGAAAACAAAAUCGCAGACAGGUGGCCAUCUUUGAUUUUCACGUUGCAAGAUUGUUAUCACUUUUUCCUGAGAAGUGCUGGAUAGAUCUUUCUCAAAUUUCUUAUGUAGGUUCCCUUUAGUCCCUAGUCGUGCUCGUUUGAUUUUAGGACUGAUCAGAAGAACAAAAUGGCAGAAAGACGGCCAUCUUAGAUUUCGACUUUGAGAGUUUGUUUUCACUAUUUCUUGAGAAAUACGUAGCAUAGAUCUUUCUCAAAUUUCAUGUGUAUGUUUCCCGUGAUCCCUUGUUGUGCCCAUCUAAUUUUGGUACUGAUCAGAAAAAACAAAAUAGCUGACAGACAGCCAUUUUUGAUUUUGCAAAGUAAAGAUUGUUAUUGCUAUUUCUGAAGAAGUACUGAAUGGAUAUCUCUCAAAUUUUUUAAGUAUGUUCCCUUUAGUCUCUCCUUGUGCCCAUAUAAUAAGGAGACUGAUCAGAAGAAACGAAAUGUUUUAUCAUUAAGAGCAAAAGCAGAGAAGAGAAGAGAAAAUAAGGAAAAAGAUCCAACUUUCAAAGAGCAAUUAACGAUGAAACAAUGGUGGGUGCCAAGAUCCUUCUGGGAUCUCUUGUGUUGGAAAGGUGCUAAAAUACAUGUAUUUGCAAUAGGAGUUAAACUUUAUAACAUACAAAAUAUCAGCUUUAUUAAAUUACAAAAUGAAAUAUAGGCAACCAUGAAAAAGACAUCACCACUGGGACGACUACUUUAAAUAGCAGUCACUGAAGGGUAACAUUAAUCACAAUAAUGUCUGGCCAGUUGAGGUCCCGUCAUCUUGAACAUAACUCAUUUCAUUCUUAAAACAUAAAAGCAUAUUGAGUACUCUUUUUUGUUUCUUAUUUAUUAGUCUGAAGAAGUCUGAAGUCCGGUAAAUAAAUUCAGUAUGGACACAGCUUUGAUUUAUCACAUGACUGAAUUACUUUUCAGAUAUAGUCGUAUGACUCAUAAGCAAAAUACCAGCCAAUAUGUUUCCACAGUCUAGUAGUUCAUCAUUCACAAAUUAAAAGUCAUUCCCAGAUAAGCAUUUGUGAAAUCAUGUAUUUGAGAAUAUGUCUGUAGAGGUAAGUUCUCGAAAUAAAGUAUUCGCUAAAUCCAAGUAUUCUAUUUACAGACCUAAUGUGUUCAGUUACAGUUGUUGAAUAAUUUGACUAAGGAUGAUACCACAUGUGACUGUUAGUAGUGGCAAACCUGGUGAAUUGUGUGUGUUUAUAUUGUAAAUAGAAUAGUGCUAGUGACCCAUAUGUCAUCACUCCAAACAUCUUACAGAACUUUUCACAUCACAGUAUAAAUGAUGGGCAUGAUGGUAACUAAGAUAAUCAGGGGUUCAUUAGUAGAGAGAAUAUACAAUAUUCAUACAAAUGUGUACACAACCAUAUGUAACAUGUUUUAUUGUAAUCCUUACUAUUGUAACAAAAUUGAUAGACCAAUCUUAUCAAGCAUUUUAUAAAGUUGCAAAGAUACUUUAGUACAUGUAACAUCAGUCUACAGAAUCGGGGUACACUGUAACAUCACGGCCUACAGAAUCGGGGUACACUGUAACAUCACGGCCUACAGAAUCGUGGUACACUGUAACAUCACGGCCUACAGAAUCGGGGUACACUGUAAACUCACGGCCUACAGAAUCGGGGUACACUAACAUCACGGCCUACAGAAUCGGGGUACACUGUAACAUCACGGCCUACAGAAUCGGGGUACACUGUAAACUCACGGCCUACAGAAUCGGGGUACACUAACAUCACGGCCUACAGAAUCGGGGUACACUGUAACAUCACGGCCUACAGAAUCGGGGUACACUGUAACAUCACGGCCUACAGAAUCGGGGUACACUGUAACAUCACGGCCUACAGAAUCGGGGUACACUGUAACAUCCCUGUGUUAUUGGUGUAGAUGAUCCAGCAAGUUUCUGAUUGUUUACUCAUUGUACUGUGGUUCAAAAAGUAAAAACUUAAAAGUAAAUUCUACCACUGACAUCGGGAUAUUGUAACAAAGGUAUAACAUUGAUAUAUAAAUAUAAACUUAAUUCAUUUUACAACAAUAGGGAAACAAGCUAUUAAUCGCUCUUGUUGAUUUGGAUGAAAGCAUAGGAGGGGUCUAUUGGAGGAAAAAGAGUACCCGGGAAAAGCCUCAGGAACUGGCAAGUGACCCCCAUACCUUUUCACAUCCACUCAGGGAAUCGAACUAUAGAUGUUUAAGUACGAGUGCAUCACCACUGCACCCUUCCACAAUAAGUCUUAACCUUAAAGGCAUUGGUUUUCAACAACCAGAAACCAAAACUUCAACUAUCCAUGUCUUUUCCAAAAAACUUCAACUAUCCAUGUCUUUUCCAAAAAACUUCAACUAUCCAUGUCUUUUCCAAAAAACUUCAACUAUCCAUGUCUUUUCCAAAAAACUUCAACUAUCCAUGUCUUUUCCAAAAAACUUCAACUAUCCAUGUCUUUUCCAAAAAACUUCAAUAGGUUAAUUCUACUUUUUUAAACUCUAGGCUACUUUGCUGAUUACAAUUCAUGACUAAAUAUAUUUUAAAAAAAAUUAAAAGCAGGAAAAUUUAAAAUGGAAGCGAUCACUUUUGGUCAUUCUGUUUAUAAAAAAACAGCCUUACUUUUUUAUGGUAAGUAUACGCCACAGAUCUCAUCAGGUGUACAGGAUUUUGACAGAAGCUUAAUUUCAAGGCUGUUACAUUACUGGUCUCAGGAAACACAGGUGUUCCUUAAAGUUAAAUGGCUUCAAGUUCUUGUGUUGAGAGGUCAUCCCCAUUUUUGCAAACUGAAUUAUCUUACAGUGCUAAAGUAUAUCUUUUUACUGAUAUGUAUCUAGAGUAACUUAGGCUGGGAUGAAGAUUCUGGUGUCAAGAACAUGCCAAACAAGUCUGUAAUUUCUUUAAGUCAUUCUGGUAAUCAGAUCAUUGAUUUGUAAUGACAAUCAUAACAGACCACUUCAAUGCAUCCUUAUAGAGAAGUACCAUGUUUUGUUUUCUGUCAGUGUUCAUGGUGGGGGUUUACUUUUCAUAAAGGUAUUAUGUAUUUAAAAUUAACUUCAUGAAUGAAAUGUUUUAGCAAAUUUUGUUUUAAUUCAUUUGUUUGUUCCAUUAGUAUAUAAACAGACAUUAAAUGUUGGAUGAGAAUGA